Messenger RNA from Castor canadensis (American beaver), 3252 nucleotides. NCBI's taxonomy places the organism in Eukaryota, Metazoa, Chordata, Mammalia, Rodentia, Castoridae. The record is from RefSeq and is a predicted model, not a curated record.
AUGGCUGAAGAGAAGGUGGUCACAGUGUGGGAGGCAUUGCUGCAGAGCCCACUUCGCUUCCUGCAGCGCGACCUGAGCAGAGAGCCAUUCCAGCACCCGGAGGGCGUCACGCAGAUCGGCGGCCGCGGCGGGGACGGAAGGCGGAAGCAGAGCGUGAGCGGGAGGCGGAGCCGGGGGAGCUGCUCUCGUAGCUCCCCCUGGCCUCAGGCCCAGCUGCUCGAGGGGGAGGAGUUACCGCCGCUGUUCGGUAUUAGAACUUACCAUGAUGGCUGUGACCUAAAAUCCUUAGGAAGUCCCGGGGUCACGGCCCAGAAGCACCCAGGAGAAAGAGGGUUUUGGGGAGCCCACCAUAGUGGUGGUGCCUUUCUCAGGACUUCAGGACCCUCCGUGGACCCCGAAAUACUUUCAUUUUCAGGACUCAGGGACUCAGCAGGGACUGCUCCUAAUGGUACCCGCUGCCUAGCAGAGCACUCUGGUCCUAAGUACACACAGCCCCCAAACCCAGCCCACUGGUCGGAUCCAAGCCAUGGCCCCCCAAGGGGUCCAGGACCACCUAGAGAAGGAGAGGAUCCUGAUCAGAGUGAGGCAUCUUCAGAAGAAGAGUCAGGAGUGGACCAGGAACUCUCAAGAGAGAAUGAAGCUGGGUACCAGGAGGAUGGGAACCCUUCUUUUCUUUCCAUUCCAUCUGCUUGUAAUUGCCAGGGAACCCCUGGGAUCCCUGAAGGUCCUUAUUCUGAAGGAGGAGAUAGUUCUUCUAGCAACUUUUGCCACCAUUGUACCUCUCCAGCCUUGGGAGACGAUGAAGAGUUGGAAGAGGAAUAUGAUGAGGAGGAACCUCUUAAGUUCCCCACCGAUUUUUCACGUGUGUCCAGUGGAAAGAAACCCCCAUCCCGGAGACAGCGGCACCGCUUUCCAGCCAAGGAAGAUACUCGGGAUGGUGGACGUAGAGAUCCCAGGUCCCCUGGUCGACAUCGGCUGGGCCGGAAACGAAGUCAGGCAGAUAAGCGCAGAGGCCUGGGAUUGUGGGGAGCAGAAGAACUAUGUCAGCUUGGACAGGCAGGCUUCUGGUGGCUGAUUGAACUGUUGGUGUUGGUGGGAGAAUAUGUGGAAACUUGUGGCCAUCUCAUCUAUGCAUGUAGGCAGCUGAAAGGCAGUGAUCUGGACCUUUUUCGAGUUUGGGUGGGAGUCUGGGCAGGGAGGCUGGGGGGCUGGGCCCAGGUGAUGUCUCAGUUUCUAAGCCAGGGCUUUUACUGUGGGGCAGGACUGUUCACUCGUUUCCUUAGGCUACUGGGUGCUGUGCUGCUUCUGGCUCUGGCCCUCUUUUUAGGCUGUCUGCAGUUGGGCUGGCGAUUUCUGGUAGGACUAGGUGAGCGGUUUGGCUUGAGGGAUAAGGCCACCUGGCUCUUCUCUUGGCUGGAUUCUCCAGCCUUGCAACAUUGUUUGGCUUUGUUGAGAGACAGCAGGCCAUGGCAGCAGCUGGUAAGGUUAGUUCAGUGGGGUUGGCUGGAGUUGCCUUGGGUCAAGCAGAGGACUCAUAGGCAGGGGAAUGCAUCUGUAGCUAGUGGGCGCUACUGUCAGCCCGAAGAAGAAGUGGCUCGACUUUUGACCAUGGCUGGGGUUCCUGAGGAUGAACUAAAUCCUUUCCAUGUGCUGGGCGUUGAAGCCACAGCAUCAGAUAUUGAACUGAAGAAGGCCUAUAGGCAGCUGGCAGUGAUGGUUCAUCCUGAUAAAAAUCAUCAUCCCCGGUCUGAGGAGGCCUUUAAGGUUUUGAGGGCAGCUUGGGACAUUGUCAGCAACCCUGAAAGGCGGAAGGAAUAUGAGAUGAAACGAAUGGCAGAGAAUGAACUGAGCCGGUCAGUGAAUGAGUUUCUGUCCAAGCUGCAAGAUGACCUCAAGGAGGCAAUGAAUACUAUGAUGUGUAGCCGAUGCCAAGGAAAGCAUAGAAGGUUUGAAAUGGACCGGGAACCUAAGAGUGCCAGAUACUGUGCUGAGUGUAAUAGGCUGCAUCCAGCUGAGGAAGGAGACUUCUGGGCAGAAUCAAGCAUGCUGGGCCUCAAGAUCACCUACUUUGCACUGAUGGAUGGAAAGGUCUAUGACAUCACAGAGUGGGCUGGAUGCCAGCGUGUGGGAAUCUCUCCAGAUACUCAUAGAGUUCCCUAUCACAUCUCAUUUGGUUCUCGGAUGCCAGGAACCAGUGGUCGGCAGAGAGCCACCCCAGAUGCCCCUCCUGCUGACCUUCAGGAUUUCUUGAGCCGGAUAUUUCAAGUACCCCCAGGCCAGAUGUCCAAUGGGAACUUCUUUGCAGCUCCUCAGCCUGGUUCUGGGGCCACUACAGCUUCCAAGCCCAACAGCACAGUACCCAAGGGAGAAGCCAAGCCGAAGCGGCGGAAGAAAGUGAGGAGGCCUUUCCAGCGUUGACACCCCUUCUCUUGUUUCCUCAAAUCAAUGUCAGGGAGUCAAAAGGGCUGUGUACAGCAAAGGAUGGAGUUUGAUUUGUUUAUUUUUAACUAUUUUAAAAAGGGAAAAUUUUAAGCUUAAAUUGUUCACUCGGUACUUGUAGGAAGCCUCUUAACUACUUUACUUCCUUCCUCAGCACCCAGGAGUUGAAUCUUGUCUUCUGACAAUACCAAAGAAAAAGGGGGUGACUAGAGCAAAGAACCUAGGGCUUGAACCUAGGCUGGACAAUAUAUUCCUUUGAGGUGUGGAAACUGGGUAUUUCCCUGGGGUCUGCAAGUCUUUGUCAUUUGCUUUUAGAGCAGAUGAUAAUCCUCCCUUUUAAACUGAGCAUAACUUACUUCUUGACCUGUUUUAGGGGGAGCCCCCUCUUUUACCCUGAUAAACUAGUCAAAAGACAGAAUGAGAAAGCAUGAAGCCCUAAGUUUGGAGAUGUAUAGAGUUCAGAAAAUGGAAACUGAAUUUUUCCUCUGUUACUGUGUGGGUAAAUAACUCUACUUCAGGCUUGUUGUUGCAAGGAUGGCCAAAAUUAAUAAUUUUUAAAAAGCAGACUCAUGCCCUCUACCCUUGAGUGAGAGGGAAUGAUAAGGGGGUUUCCAGAAGCCCCCUUGUGAUCCAAGGGUUUGUAUUUUUUUAAGUUUGUUCAUAUUUGUAUGUAUAUAUCUAUUUAAAGCCAGGGGAUUAUCUUUCUAUAAAUAUAUAACUGGCAACAUACAUCUUCCCUCUCUUUCUUUGCCCAUGUAGCUGGAGCCCUUCUUUCUCAUUUAAGAAUCUUUUCCCUACUAAGUGUUAGCUGAG